AGUCGGUGUUGUGAGACGGUCUGUCCGAAUAUCUGUGCCUGGACAUUAUCUAUAUAUUUUCUAUGAGAGGCUGAAGACAUUUCUACCCGAACCGUGUUGAACAGUUUUUCACGGGUAGCCAAUGGCUACUUUCGUUACUGAGGAGUUAGCAGCAGUGGCCUCCCAAUAUGUGCUUGGCAUUGAUGAGGGAAUGCUGAGUGUACUUCGUUUUGCUUCCAUUUACCAGACUACAGUAUGAGGGACAGACGAGAGAGAGAGAGAGACAACAGAGAACGUUUCCAGCGGGUGGAAGAGCAUCAGUAGUCAUACGCUGAAAAACAGAAAGAGAAGGUUACCCGCACGGCUCGCUCAGUUCGACCAAGAAGAGGCGCAUGCGGUCCACUUGGGGGCCCCAAAGAGGGAGUACAGAUGUGAGCUGCAUCGUGCUUUACGGAGACUUCCCGGAUUGUAGCGCGUCAGUACCCGACUUCAAGACCUCAUAGGCGGACAGAGACACGCUCCUGAGCGGAUGACGACGAGGAAGACAAUUUGGAGUGGCUAAUUAACCUAGCAUGUUUUUGGAAUGUGGGAGGAAACCGGGAAGAACAUGGAAACUCCACACAGAGAUGGCCGAGGAUGCUGCCGCCAUAUCUUCCGUGUCAUGGCCGACCACAGCUUCUUCCUGCGCCACCUCAGCCAUGUUGGGACCACAGGGACAAUAGGACGCACUCAAGUGAGCUGCAAGACACAAGACGGGAAGGACGAAGCCUCCCUAGGGGAUGAGACUCCAUAGGUCAUAUCAGUGUCUGCGGCUCCGGGAUCGUUGACUGGCUUGGCUGCGUGUUGGGUCAGGAUGGCGCAUGGAGGACCUCCGCUUGAUCACAUCCUGCAGGACCUCAAGCAGCGCUUCCCUGAGAUCCCAGAAGGGGUCGUGUCGCAAUGCCUUCUGCAGAACAACAAUAACCUAGAGCUCUGCUGCCACCUGCUGGCCCUGGAGAGUAAUAGAUACCUCUACGGGGAGUACCAUCACAGUCCAGAGGAGGGGCGUCUGAGUCGGAAUCACAUGCUGCACAUUAACCUUGGCUACCAGGGCUCAGAAGCAAGCAAGCCAAACGGAGGAGCGGCGGCGGCGGCGGCGGCGGCGGCGGCAGGAGGACGCUCCCUGGUUCACAGCACGAGUGACAGCCACAUAGAUCCCCAGAGACCCAACUACCCGGAGCCGCUGUCGGCCCCUGCCACCAUGGCUCCCUCCCCGGGCUAUAAUCCUUUUUUCACGCACGAGCAGAGCCGUUCUGCUAGCACUCCCACUCCUCCGCCAGUCCAGGGUAUGUCCCCCACGUUCUCCCCCGUCUCGCGCUACACCAUGAACCCUAUCACGGUUACGCUUUCGCAAAGUAUACCCAAUGCCCCCCAGGCGCUGCAGAUACCCCCUGGUCACUAUGCUAACAGCAGCAACACCCUUUACAUGCGGCCCUCGCCCUCGCAGAGUCCGCAGCCGUCGCCAUGGUCGUCCUCGGGCACCACAGUCUACCCCCAUCAGCAGUCCCCCUACAGCACCCCCACUUUUGGCUCGCCUUACAGUUCCCCCCAGCAUCAGGCGCAGCCUCAGCCGCCCUCCCAGCACCAGCAGUACGUCUUUCUCCCCAUUAACUCGCCCACCCUUCCCAGCUUGACCUACCAUCACCAGCAGCAGCCCCCGCAGCAGCCCCCCGUCUACAGGCCCUACCACUCAAAGAGCUCCCUCAAGAACCAGUUGGAGAUCACCCUGGAAGGACCACGGCCUCGCAGCAACUCCCCCGUGCACACCCCCCACCCCCAGGGAUCCCUGUACAUGGCCACCAGUCCCUCACCCAGCUCCCCCUCCAGGGGCGUCGCAAUGAGCGGCGCUCUGGGACCCACAGCCUUCCACCCGGGAAAGUACUUGCAUCAGGGUCCCGUCCGGCCUCGCCCCGCCUCCUCGCCGCAGCCGGGCCAGUCGGCGUACACCUUUAAAAUCAAAGUGUCCCCCGGAGGGCAGGCCCAGAGACCACCCGGCUCGCCUCCCGUGGCAGAGGCCGAGUCGCUUCUCAACAUGGUUGACCAGGGGGAGAACAGUGCCGCCCCCCCGCCCAUCCUGCCCAUCUCCGCCCUGCCGGGGAACGUAGCCAGUCAGUUUCAGAAGACGCACCGACGAUCAAGCUCAGGCUCCGACGACUACGCCUACACUCAAGCUCUCCUGCUCCACCAGCGGGCCAGGAUGGAGUGCCUUCUGAAGGAGCUGCUGAUGGAGAGGCAGAAGCUGGAGCAGUUGAAGUCGGACGUCAACAACAUGGAAUACGAUGCCCUACAGAGACGCUUUCGACGCGUCAACUCCACCAGUUUUAUACCCAGACCUGAGGAGAUGACUCGAUUGCGGAGCCUUAACAGACAGCUUCAGAUUGAUAUCGACUGCACCCUGAAGGAGACGGAUCUACUGCAGUCCAGAGGGAAGUUCGACCCGCAGGCGAUGAACAACUUCUACGACAACAUUCAACCUGGCCCAGUGGUGCCACCAAAACCAGGAAGGAAAGACGGGGACCAUAGCUCCAAGCCAGCGGCGGUGCCUCAGAGGGACGAGGACUUUGAAGGUGCCCAGUGGAGCUGUGACAGCUGCACCUUCCUCAACCACCCUGCUCUCAACCGCUGUGAACAAUGCGAAAUGCCGCGCUACACCUGAGCUUCAAAUCCCGCCCGGGUCCCACCCCCGUCCCCUUAGCAAUCCUUGGAUAGCCCUCUAGAAUCUGGGAGGGUCUAGAGGAUGUCGCCUGUCAAUCAAUAUUUAAGACCCUUUUACCUGCUGAGGAAGAGCCACCACCCCUCCCUGGUCACUCGUCAUGCUCUUAUCUGCUACUUCCGUGCACUUUGAUUUUAAAACCCCCCCACCCCCCACCCAGGGGGGCUCGGCGACUCCAGUGGUUUAAUAUAUUACAGACUAAGAAGCUCACACUUUGGCAGUGGGUGUCACGGGGACUCAGAAAGGUCAAAUUAAGCAAAAGGGCGGCGCAGGAAGCGUUGCGCUUCACCUGCCAAAGCACGUGAGUAUGAGGCGCUGUGGUUUACCUGCAAACAUUCCAUGCAGAAAGACUGACUGCCCUGUUUACGCAACUGCAUCCAUUCCCGCUCUCAAAUCCAGGAACGCUAUCUUAUUUCUCCCUCUCCCUCUCCUUGUCCCUGUCUGGCUGACAGUGUCGUAGUGGAAGGUAUGCAAGGUCUGACUAAUGCAAACGUAGACUCUACACUGUAUUUGGCUCUGUGGGGAAGAAGGAAACGUGCACUUUUGGGGGAAUUUCACCUUACGUAGAGACAUGAACACCUGUCUUUCUCUUUUCUGUAUGUUCCAGAGCUUUAAAAAGAGGCAGCUAAGAAUGCAUGCAGUGGGACACACCUAUUCCACCUAUAAAGAACGAAAAAAACUACAAAAUGUGCAAACAGAUCCAUUUCCAUAAUUCAUUCAUUUUUCCUCACGAGGGUCGCGGGGGUGCUGGAGCCUAUCCCAGCUGUCUUCAGGCGAGAGGUGGGGUACACCCUGGACUGGUGGCCAGCCAAUCCCAGGGCACAUAUAGACAAACAACCAUUCACACUCACAUUCAUACCUAUGGACAAUUUGGAGUCACAUGUUUUUGGAAUGUGGGAGGAAACCGGAGUACCCGGACAUAACCCACGAGGAGAACAUGCAAACUCCACACAGAGAUGGCCGAGGCUGGAAUUGAACUCGGGUCUCCUAGCUGUGAAGCCUGUGUGCUAACCACUUGUCCGCUGUGCAGCCCUGGUUCAGUAUAUUUGUCAUCAAAAUAGUAGUCAUGCCAAAAUGUUGUGUUGCUGCUGGAUGUUCACAGUAUCCGAGUGAUACUGUUGUGGGGGUGCUGGAGCCUAUCCCAGCUGUCUUUGGGGCGAGAGGCAGGGUACACCCUGGACUGGUGGCCAGCCAAUCACAGGGCGCAUAUAGACAAACAACCAUUCACACUCACAUUCAUACCUAUGGACAAUUUGGAGUCACAUGUUUUUGGAAUGUGGGAGGAAACCGGAGUACCCGGACACAACCCGAGGGUGGAAUUGAACUCGGGUCUCCAAGCUGUGAAGCCUGUUUACUAACCACUCAUCCACUGUGCAGCCCUGGUUCAGUAUAUUUUUCAUCAAAAUAGUAGUCAUGCCAAAAUGUUGUGUUGCUGCUGGAUGUUCACAGUAUCCGAGUGAUACUGUCGUGGGGGUGCUGGAGCCUAUCCCAGCUGUCUUGGGGCGAGAGGCGGGGUACACCCUGAACUGGUGGCCAGCCAAUCAGAUAACACAUAUAGACAAACAACCAUUCACACUCACAUUCAUAGCUAUGGACAAUUAGGAGUGGCUAAUUAACCUAGCAUGUUUUUGGAAUGUGGGAGGAAACCGGAGUACCCGGAGAAAACCCACGCAUGCACGGGGAGAACAUGCAAACUGAUGGCCGAGGGUGGAAUUGAACUCUGGUUUCCUAGCUGUGAGGUCUGCGUGCUAACCACUCGACCGCCGUGCCGCCCUAUUUCCAAAAUGUGACUUGCAUAUUAUUAUUAUUUAAAUUGUUACGCCCAAGAACUACGUUACUGACGUAGUGACACAUUGCUACACCACACCGGCUAGCAAUUAGCUUCACCACACACACACUCACUGUACUUCAGGCUACUAGCAAAAGGUAAGCUGCUGUUUUUGUAUUCAAGUAUGGAAAAAGUUGAAGCGUCGCUAUGGGAAAUCAAAGGAAGUUCCCAAAAUACUGUAAGUAUUAGAUGUUAUAAUGAAUGUACCUGUUACUACUUGCUCAUAGUAUGGAUAGAAAACCUCCUUGGAGGUGUUUUAGAGGCAAAAUAGGUGUGUCCUAUUCUGUGUAUUAAUUAGCUGCCUCGUUUCUAUCUUUACAAUGCACAGGAAAGAGAAAAGAUGUUUGUGUAUUACAUAAGCAUUGUGGCUAAAGGUGAAAGGUGAAAUUCCCAAAAAGUGCAUUUUUUUUUCUUAAGAGCUGACAAAAAGAACACUAAAAAAAAACCCUGCAUAGGAGUAUAUUCCUGGUACUUUUAUGCGUAUCAUGUCACCCUGUAUUACGUGAUGAAAUGGUUUCCUGUGCGAAUGCCUCAACUUGCUGUACUUAAUAAAGGAGCGGAUUCUACGUGACGUGACGUGACGUGACGUGACGUGACCGCGCUCGGAAGGCGUGUCUUGAGUAUGCUAGCUACAGGAGCGUAGUUCUCCUCGCCUCCUCCCUGGUACGGAUUACGUUCAUCUUACGGUAAGGGAUGCACCAUGCUGGGAAUUUACCAUUCUCCGGAAUGAUGAUGUUCUUGUCUGGUGCUGCUCCCAGAUGUUCUUCAUGGCAGGUCCCGGAAGAGUGGAAAUAAUCCAUCAAAUCCAAGUCCGUAGGCUGCAUCACUGGACGCUACAGUUAUGAACAUAAUCAAUACGAGUCAAAAGGAAGUCAAAUGAAUUCCUGCUGAUGAGCCUCACCGGCCAGGGCGAGGUGGCUCCAUCACCCUGGUAGGCCACGUUUGUGAUGCAGCUCGUUCAUUUAGGAAUUUUUCUUUUCGGCCACUGUUUUGACAUGCCUUCAGCUUGUCAAAUUAAUUAAAAUAAGUAUUUAUUUUUUUUAAUAUAGUCAACUUUCCAUAGGAAUUACUGAUAGUUUUAUUAGUUUUUAUGCGUGUUGUCCAUCACAUAACAGCCACCACCAGCCCCUGAGCAUGUCAAUUGAUUAUUAUCAGGAUGCUGGUUCGAUCCUCAGUCCUCGUGUAAUCACAUUAUUCUCCAUUUCAAAUUAUGUAGCUAUAAUGUAACAAAAUAAUGGAAAAAAAUAAAAUAAAAAAUGGCAAUUAUUUUCCAAGAAUAAAGUCAAAAUAUUCAGAAAAAAUACAU
Molecule: messenger RNA, 5865 nt
Organism: Doryrhamphus excisus (bluestripe pipefish)
Lineage: Eukaryota; Metazoa; Chordata; Actinopteri; Syngnathiformes; Syngnathidae
Source: RefSeq, a predicted model, not a curated record